Molecule: messenger RNA, 2189 nt
Organism: Hippoglossus stenolepis (Pacific halibut)
Lineage: Eukaryota; Metazoa; Chordata; Actinopteri; Pleuronectiformes; Pleuronectidae
Gene: dpys
Product: dihydropyrimidinase
Exons: 9
Coding region: 256-1743 (495 amino acids)
Biological process (GO): pyrimidine nucleobase catabolic process
Cellular component (GO): cytosol; cytoplasm
Molecular function (GO): dihydropyrimidinase activity
Source: RefSeq, a predicted model, not a curated record
UUAUAGUCGCAACUUGAAAUACCAACGGGUCAUGUUUGACAGUGUAUUUCGAAGAGGAGGCUGCUCUGACUGCACUUUACUAACUUGUUAUCCCAUACGUUGCAUGGGCUGAGUUGAAUAAUCACAGUUGCAGGGCCAGACUACACAGAGGGGUCAGUGGUAUCUCAGUGAACUUUGGAGCUGACACACACACACAGAGAGACACACACAGUCAGACCAUAGAUUGUCAUUAAGUGUCCACGGCGCACGGCAGCAAUGGAGCCCAGCGGGAUCCUGAUCAAGGGAGGCAACGUGGUGAACGAGGAGUGCUCCGCCAUCUGCGACGUCUACAUAGAAAAAGGGAAAAUAGUAGAAGUUGGACUGAACCUCCAGAUCCCAGCGGGGGUGCGAGUCAUCGAUGCCACCGAUAAACUGGUGAUCCCGGGCGGCAUCGACACGCACACGCACAUGGAGCUGGCGUUCAUGGGCACUAAGGCAGUCGAUGACUUCUAUAUUGGAACCAAGGCUGCUCUUGCAGGAGGGACCACAAUGAUCGUGGACUUUGUCAUCCCCCACAAGGGCAAGUCUCUGCUGGAGGCCUACGACUGCUGGCGGCAGACAGCUGACCCCAAAGUGUGCUGCGACUAUUCACUGCAUGUCGCUGUCACAUGGUGGAGUGACCAGGUCAAGAAAGAAAUGGAGACUCUGGCCAAAGAGAAAGGAGUGAACUCCUUCAAGAUGUUUAUGGCCUAUAAAGACGUUUUCAUGCUGGAUGACUCCGAGCUUUACGCUGCCUUCUCUCAGUGUAAGGAGAUUGGAGCUAUAGCUCAGGUUCAUGCUGAGAAUGGAGAUCUGAUCGCAGAGGGGGCUAAGAAGAUGCUGGCCCUGGGCAUUACGGGGCCCGAGGGCCAUGAGCUGUGUCGGCCAGAGGAGGUGGAGGCUGAGGCCACCCAGAGAGCCAUCACCAUAGCUCACGCUGUCAACUGCCCGCUCUAUGUGGUCCAUGUCAUGAGCAAAUCUGCUGCCAAGGUGGUGUCUAAUGCACGCAGAGAUGGCCGUGUGGUGUUCGGGGAGCCCAUUGCAGCAGGGCUGGGUACAGAUGGCACCAACUACUGGCACAAGGACUGGUCCCAUGCUGCUGGCUUUGUCAUGGGUCCUCCACUAAGACCUGACCCCAGCACUCCUGGGUACCUCAUGGACCUGCUGGCCAAUGAUGAUCUCAGUGUGACGGGAACAGACAACUGCACCUUCUCCGUGUGCCAGAAGGCCCUGGGAAAAGACGACUUCACCAAGAUCCCUAACGGCGUGAACGGCGUGGAGGACAGGAUGUCUGUCAUCUGGGAGAAAGGAGUGCACAGCGGGAAAAUGGACGAGAAUCGAUUUGUUGCCGUCACCAGCAGCAACGCAGCAAAAAUCUUCAACUUCUACCCGCAGAAAGGCCGUAUCGCCAAGAACUCGGAUGCUGAUGUGGUUAUAUGGGACCCUAAGCUGACAAGGACAAUCUCAGCCAAGACCCACCACCAGGCCGUGGACUACAACAUCUUCGAGGGCAUGGAGUGUCACGGUGUCCCCGUCGUCACCAUCGCUGGAGGAAAAGUGGUCUAUGAGGAGGGGCAGCUGAAGGUGUCACCAGGACACGGCAGAUUCAUCCACAGGAAACCCUUCUCCGAGUUCGUUUACAAAAGAAUCAAGCAAAGAGAGCAGGUGGGGAAACCUGCAGCUGUGAUCAGAAAACCCUAUGAAGGCAAAGUCAUUUCUCUAUGAACAGCUUAACUAGAGCAUGAAAGCUCCUGAGCUCCAGCUGUGUGUCUCCAGUACAAUCCAGAAGCUGUCAAUUCCAAGACAACUGACACAGCAAUUCUACUCAGUCAUUUCAAUCACUGUGUGCUGCUAAGCUUUGGGGCCUUUUCAGACAACUCAGGUCUAUGUCCUGUUGGCAGAUAAUACCUUUGUUAUAUUUACUCAACCCUGUGAGGUUUCCAGGUCAUCUCUGCUCAGUACACAGGUUAGCAGAGCCAUCUCUCUGCUGCUCAAAGUGAUAGUUGCUCUAACAUAUAUAUAUAUAUAUAUCACGUCAUUCGGUUUAAGGAAUAUAAAUAGGGCUUAUACAUUUAAUGGUUUAAAAAAACUGUUGUGAUAAGAGGAUUUUUGUCAUUUUUAUAUUAUGCAAAUUAUUUUAUAAAUAUAAUUGUGGAAUAAAAAAAAAGAUA